AUGUAUUACUAUUUGGCUGCAAUAGUUGCAGUUAUUAGCUACUUUUUGUACAAAUGCUAUUUUUAUCCUUUAUAUUUAUCACCAUUGCGUAAAGUUCCUGGCCCACCUGUUGAUAAUUUAAUUCUUGGACAUUAUGCCUCCUUCUUAAAUAAAGGUUUCGGUGAAGCUAUUAUUCACUUAAUAAAACAAUAUGGUGUGAUAGUUAAAUAUCAUGCUAUGUUUAAUAAACCAUAUCUUUUAAUUUCCGAUCAAAAGCUUAUCCAACAAAUACUAGUAAAUCGUUCGUAUGAUUAUCCAAAGUUCUUCUUAAAUAAAGCUAGAGCCGAGGAACUUAUAGGUCAAGGUAUUGUAAUUGCUGAAGGUGAUGAUCAUAAACGACAAAGAAAAAUGAUGGCACCUUCAUUUUCUUUUACUAAUGUCAAGGAAAUGGUUCCAACAUUUAUUCAAACUAGUUUUAAAUUAAGAGACAUCUGGAUUGAAGAAAUUGGUAACAAGAAAGAGGAGAGAAUUUCAAUUACAGAAAUGAUUCCAAAGAUAACUUUAGAUAUUAUUGGAUUUUGUGGGUUUUAUUAUGAAUUCAAUUCUACAACUUCAAAUUCCGAAUUAGCCCGUGCAUACCAUUCACUAUUUAGUCAAAAUCCUUCACCUUUAUACAUGGCUCUCGUCGAAAUCUUUCCAAUUAUCAGAAAACUUCCAACUGCUUAUAAUAACCAAUAUUAUGAUGCAUGUAAAACUAUCUUUAACAUUUCUGAGAGAUUAGUUGCUGAAGGAAAAGAUAGCCCUGUUCAAGGAACAGAUUUAUUAUCAUUAUUGGUAAAAAAAAAUGAAUGUUUGCCCGUUGAUGAACAAUUAACACAUGAAGAAUUAGUUAGCCAGGUUAUGACAUUACUCAUGGCUGGACAUGAAACAACUAGUAAUUCACUAUCUUGGGCACUAUACUUUCUCGCAAAAAAUCCUGAUGCUCAAGAUCGACUUCGUAAAGAGUUACUUGAUGUAUUAACUCAUCGUGAUUAUUAUCCAACUAUUGAUGAGAUUGAUCCUUUGAAAUAUUUAGAUUGUGUCCUUAAAGAAACCUUAAGGAUUGUUCCACCUGUGCCCGUACUCAUUCGUUAUAAUUCAAAAAAUGAAAUACUGAAUGAUUACUUUAUUCCAAAGGAAACACCAAUAAUGAUCCCUAUCUACGCAAUCAACCAUGAUCCCCUAAUUUGGGGUGAUGACGCUGAAGAAUUUAAACCAUCUCGGUGGCUUGAUCCAGAUAUAAAAACAAAAGUAACAAGUAGUAAUUACUUAUCUUUUGGUGCAGGACCGAGAAAUUGUUUAGGAAUGAAAAUGGCACAAUUAGAGUUUAAAUCUUUGUUAUCUGUGCUUAUUAGAAAUUUUGAAUUUAAGUUAGUUGAAGGUUUUAAUGUUACAAUGAAACUUACUGGUUUUUCUAAACCUGUUCCUGGAAUUGAUUUAUGGGUUUCAAAACUGGAUUAUUAA
Messenger RNA from Cetraspora pellucida, 1482 nucleotides. Lineage: Eukaryota; Fungi; Glomeromycota; Glomeromycetes; Diversisporales; Gigasporaceae. The record is from the annotation of a GenBank genome assembly.